GUUGAUAUGAACUGGCAAUGGAAAGGCCAGAGGAAGGAGAAGAAGGACAAGCUUUUGGUCUAAAUAGUAAAUACAUUUGAUUAUCAUUAAAGAGAUUUUAAUUGUUUGAUUUAAUUUAGUGUCAUUUUUUUAAGGUUUAUUAUUAUUAUUAUUAUUAUUAUUAUUAUUAUAACGGAAACACAUUUAAUGUUGGGGAACAUGGAUUUCAUUUUCUAGUCCCUCUGCUAAAUUUAAUGCCUUCAGGAACAACAAAGGAAUGCUUCACAUGGAACCCCCAGAGAAGAAAUAACAGAACCCUUCUUUCUUCCUUUGUCCUGUCUGUCCAUUGAGCCUCUCCAUUCCCUUCCUUCUGCAAGGGGAAAGGCCGAAGCCAAGCUUCUCUUAAUUCCUUUUUCUCAAUUCCUCUUCAUCUUAUUUUUCUGGCGGUUUCGGGUUUUAGUUUCGUUCCGAAUCGAUAUCAUUGCUCGGGAUGAGGAGUAUCACGACAUGUUACAGCGAACAUGCCAUCCGAGUCUCCGACUCGUACUGCUCGGGGCCUAGUCUCCAAUCCUACCGGUCCCCGAGCCAGUCCAGGCCGUCGUCCCCUGGCCCGGCGGAGAUCACUAACACGUAUAGGGCCAGGCUUUGUUCCGGGAAGCAGCUCCUUAUCUCUCUCACUUGGCGGAACAGCUUCCUACGUCAGGGCUUGAUCAUCGACUUCUCUGACCAGGCGUCCCGGGAAUCCCCUGCCCGGGGUAGUCCUAAACAGCUCCGGAAGACCAAGGGUAGCAAGUCAUUCCAGUGCUCGGGCUUGGUUAUUGAUGUUUCGUGGGACCUGACUUUCGCCCGGUUCCAGGGAGCGCCCGAGCCCGUGUCAGGGUUCUAUGUGAUCGUGCAGGCCGACUCCAAGGUCGUCCUGCGACUCGGAGAUGCUUACGAUGAUGAUGAGGAUGAUGAAGAAAAGCUGCUCGACGAGAAGAGGCCUAAGACCGGCAAUCUCGAGUUUGCAUUGAUUUCUCGGAGCGAACAAUUCAUGGGCGGGUCCACGUACUCCACACGGGCGAAGUUUGGGCGGAACGGAGCGGCCCGGGAUCAUGAAGUCCACAUAAAGUGCGGCCAGGACGAGGAAGAGGUGGACGGCGCCCCCGCGACUCCCGUCCUGUCAGUGUUUGUGGAUGGUAAAAGGAUGUUCCGUGUCCAAAGACUGAGAUGGAAUUUCCGUGGGAACCAGACCAUCUUCGUGGACGGGCUGCUGGUCGAUAUGAUGUGGGACGUGCAUGACUGGCUCUUUGGGCCGAGGUUCGGGUAUGCCGUGUUCAUGCUCCGGACGAGGAGCGGGCUCGACAGUAGGCUGUGGCUAGAGGAGAAGAACCUGCAGGGGAAUGAAUUGGAGAAGGUUGAGUUCUCUCUUCUAAUCUGUGCCUGUAAUUCCAGUCCUUCCCCUAAUUGAUGAUCAUCAAUUUUCAUCUUCAUUUCUUUUCGGAAUUAUUGUUAGUGUUUUUUUUUCUUUUAUUUGACUGAAUGAAAACAUACAGAUAAUUUGUUUGAUCAAUGGAAUUGUAAAUCGGGGCUUGUCUUUCAAUCUGUAAAUGAAAUUACAUAUAUGUGAAAAUGCAUUGGGUUGGGUUUGCCUA
Punica granatum (pomegranate) is the source of this 1613-nucleotide messenger RNA. The record is from RefSeq and is a predicted model, not a curated record. NCBI's taxonomy places the organism in Eukaryota, Viridiplantae, Streptophyta, Magnoliopsida, Myrtales, Lythraceae.